GAAUUACCAUAAUUAAAAAGUGAAACUUUCAAAAAAAUAUAUAACUUUCGCCAGGUAGUUCGAGCUGAAAAUGGCAACUUUUGACACUUGUUUUCUUAUAUCUGAAAAACGAAAACUGAUAGAAACAUCGUCUUUCUUUUUGUAGUACGCAAUAAUAUUUAGGUACAAAACAGUAUAUAGGGACCAUAGUAUAUACUAGAGCUCCAUAUGGACUGGACUGGAAAUUUGUUGAGCUCAUCGACUCGAACUGGACUCAAAAAAUAACUUUGGAUUCACUUGAAUCGAGGAAUAAUCAGUAAAAAACAGUUGUUUUUGUAUUGUGGACUGCAUGUGACUGCUUUUUUUAGAGUCUAUGAACUGAAAAAAACUGUUUUUCAUAGACUAGGACCGGACCGGACUAGAUGUUUAUAGUCCAGGGACUGAACUCAGAAUUUUGAGUCUAUACGGAGUUCUGCUAUAUAUAUGUAUGUAUCUAUGCAUAUUUGUGGAAGAAAAUUACUAGCGCGCCGGAAAGAUAUCUUAUAGAAAGAUAUCUUAUAGCUCUCAAUAACAAGCGUUCAGUUUCAUAUAGAAAGAUACAUUCAUGUCUCAUCUAUCGGAUAGUGUAAAUCUAGAUAUGCAUCAUUAUCAAUAUACCGAAUACUGAUCAGACUGACACUGAUUUUUAAACUCUUUUUACUCAAAAUAACUUUUUUUCGAUUUUAGAAGUAUAGACAGUGAAGUAAAACAUCCGGUGAAUGCAGAAUUUAAAAAUGGAAUAAAUCUGGGUGAAGCUGUCAGUGCCGCUAGUUUUGUUGCAUUCCAGUUAAUACGUGGAGAAUGCACUUUUGAACAUAAACGUCCCGGAUUUGUACUACAACAAGCGAAUCCAGCAACUGGACAUGCAGCAGGAGAUUGA
This is a messenger RNA of Didymodactylos carnosus, 898 nucleotides long. The record is from the annotation of a GenBank genome assembly. Lineage: Eukaryota; Metazoa; Rotifera; Eurotatoria; Philodinida; Philodinidae.